UCUUCAAAUGCAUGUGUCCUCCCGGUGUCACUGGUGAUCGCUGUCAAGUCCGUAAGUAUUCCACCUGUUUAAUUUUUUUGUUUUGUUUUUUUUUAGUUUUUCUUGAAAGAAUAAUGUUUAGAUAGCUGGUGAUGUAUGAUUAUGAUUUGGACGCAGAUGAAAUAUUUCGUCGCGCAUUAGAAGUUUAAUUUGCAGUCUUCUCCAGGAUGUUUAAAUUUCGAAGAUAUCUUGUUGACUUUUAUCAUACGUUUUCAAGGUUGGGACCCCUGUUUAGACUAUCCCUGUGCCAACAAUGGCACAUGCGUGAAUAACAGAGACAAUACCUUCAAAUGCAUAUGUCCUUCCGGUGUCCCUGGUGAUCGCUGUCAAGACCGUGAGUAUUUUCCUUAUUAUAAAUUCCACGCAGAAAUAGUAUUUGUAGCGUGACUGCGUUAUCGUUUAUCUGUUUUUCAAGAAAACACCUCUGGAAAGUUCUUAAACCUUCUGUUAUUUUAUUUGCCUGUUUUUUGACUGCAAUUAUCGUCUGCCUUUGCCACUGUUUUCGCUGAAUGUCAUGGCCUUUCCGUGCACGUGCAAGCCAGUUGGUACACAGCACUCUUUCGAGUUUCUUUACUUGGUGUCGGGCUCAAGUGUGUAGGUCUGGCUGAAAAGAUAUUUGCACGCGGCAAGUUGUCCAAUACACCCAAACCGAUACGAUUCGUGAAAAGCAGUUUGCGAAUCGUUCUACCGGAAGUCGAUUCGCGGUUAAUCGAAAAUCUGAUAAACCAUCCCUCAUUAGAUGGAAACGCAUACCGGAAGUCAAUUUGCAAGACACUUGGAAAAUAUUUCGCAAGUAACUGUCAAGGGUUGUUGAAAAUGUUGUCGAAUCGACUCCAUUCGACUUGUCUUAGUUUAAGUCGACUCGUCAUACCACAAGUCGAUUUGCAAGACACUUAGAAAAUAUUCCGCAAGUAACUACCAAGGGUCGUUGAAAAUGUUGUCGAAUCGACUCGAGUCAAACGACUCGUCUCAGUUACUUGUAACCAUAUUUUCAUGCAUUAAUUUCUACUCGCAUCGACAAACAAUAAAUUAAUUGCAAUUUUAUUUCAUGGUAACAGCACAGUUCUUAAUGAAACGAUGCUUCACCCCAGCAUCUCAUUUGUCACAGUUUUCUUGCAACUUUCAUGAACGUUUCGAUUGUGUGGGACACGGACAAGGUAAUGCGUUAAUCGAUUCAUAGCGUCAUUUGUCAAGUGAAGUGUGUCAGAGGAGCCAAAUCACUUGCAUUGGGCUUUAAGUCCCCAAAGCGCAAAAUUAUUGUAACUGUCAGAAUCGGCAAUAAAAGCCCUUUUGGAAUGUCGUCAGUUAAGAUGAUAAUAAGGUUAUGAUAGGUUUUAUUUAUUUAUUUAAUUUUCAAGUAGUUAUUUUUGUGAGAAAGAUCGAUAAACUUAGCUCGCCGUUAGGCGUAAGCAGCCGUAGAAUAUUUUGGUUACUGGAGGGUUUUCUGUGAGAAUUUCGAGCUGGGCUAUGGCCAGGGUGACCAUCUAUUGCUUUCAAAGUUAAGAUCGACUGAGAGGCCAUGCGAGUUCUUCAUGUAAAUUAUGAAGUUUUACUUCAUUCGCUGUCGUUGUUUGGGCAAUAUGAUGACAUCUUAGGCAAAAUGAAGCUUCACCCUUUGUGCCGUGACAUCAGCAUACACAAUCACCACACUUUUAUCUGUAAAAUUCUCCAAGUACUCAUAUGGUGUACUGAAUUUUUUUAGGCCUUAUUUUCACUACUGCUUAAGUAGUGUUCAUUACUACGAAGAUCGCUUUCCCUUUCAUUUAUGAGGAGGCUUUGUUUAACAAUUAAGAUAUUCGUAAGUCUGCGACUUUUCCUCACUUUGGUUGACUGAUUCUUGUGAUAUUUGAUUCAGCUGUGAGAGUAUAAGGAGAAAUUAGAUUGUAGUCGCUCUGGGUAAAUGGCUUCAUCUCUGUGGUAAAUUAAAGAGAACAACAAAACUGCUCGUUAUUCCUGGGAUCGUUUGCGACGCCGUCAAUUUUCGCUUCACAAGCGAAGUCAGAUCGCUUAAAAGCCAAUUUGGUGCACUCCAGUAAUAAAUAUAUAAUAACAAAAUCUUAGGCGAAAUCGAAAUAAAAACCCUUCUGAGUUAAAACCUUUCGAUUGAACUCUAAAUCGGCGUUAAUUUUGAGCUCCUUGAGCUUUUAAAAAAGAAGCACCUCAUUUACAUCUAAUUUGCAAUUGCAAUCUUUCUAUGUUGCUUAGCGCCGGGUUGAAGUAUUAUCAACAGGAGUAUGUUGAUCGAAUCAAAGAGCACGUACAUCGCGAAGAAAUUUAGCUUGUGAGCCUAACUUUCUAGUUUCACACUUAUUCUUGAAGAUGUGUAUUUUUUUUUGCCAUUGAACGAAAAAGACUAGCUCAAAAUGAAAACUUUCCAAGGAUAUUUCGUAAAACUUCAACCACUAACUAUUUACAUCUGUAGUUAACUGCUUAAGUGGCUUUCUCUACGAUGUGCACUACAUAAUUGCCGUAAUCAGCCGAUGAAAUAACGAUGAAACUGAACUAGUUCUAAACACGUUAGGUUUGCUCACAGAGGAACAAAAUAAAGGAAUCGUACGUGUUAAUCCUUCAUUUUAACACACUCUCAUUAAAACGCUCGACUAACUUUUCCUCUCUAUUAUUCCAGUUUCUAAUCACACAUUUGAUCAGGGAGACUAUUAUGUUGUAUUUAAAACAAAACAAGUUUAAAUCCAAUGUUUAUCGGGACAUGAACCGUGUAAAACUCUACAUUGAGGCGAACAAUGCGGAAAAAGUCUAUUCAGAAUAUUAACGACGAGUGUAAACAAUAACAAGUUUGUCUGGUAUUGCUGUUUAGUUUACCUUUUGGCUUCAAGAUGAACUUGAAACUAGGAAUACUACUCUCUGUAAUCUUCCCACUUUUGGCAUUCUCAGCAAAUGGAAUUGAAUUCGAAGGUAAUAUAAAAUGAAAGUAUUGCUGAUUAUCAGGGCUGUGGCUAGCAUGAGGCAAGACGAGGCAAUUGCCUCGUCUUGAUUUUGGCCCAAGAUUGACUCCGUUUGUGAAGAAAAAUUCCACGCAAUUCGUGCCUUCGACCUUCGGCGCUCGAAACUUGCCUCGUCUUGUUCUGAAGUCUGGCUACGGCCCUGAUAAUUUGUCUCCUCCUUGACAUCUCUCAGCAAUGGACUCAUUGCGCCGUAGACGAAGUCUACAAAAUUACCUUCACAUUUACGAAAAAUGUGCUAAUAUGCGAGAAAUCUCUUAAAACUUCACAAGAAUACUGGUCUUCGAAAACGCUUAAUUCUCGACUGGAAUCCUAGUCGCGAUCAAUGAUAGGCUGAUAGCUCUUCUUUUUCAUUUCCUUCGUGGCCGAAAUCAGCUGUAAUCUACCGCUCAUUCAUCAAGUUGCGCUACUUGAAUGCCAAGGAAGACAAUACAUUUCUGAUUCAUAGAGAGCACUCCUUAGUUCUCAAUAUUAUCAGCGGAGGGCAUGGUAAAAAAUAUCGAAGAAUGUGCACUCCAAUUUUGAAACAAUACAGUAACUUGUCAUCUUUUUUUACUUGAAAUGUUGAAUUUAUUAGGGUUCGCUUUGAGGUUCCUCCUUCUUUAACUUCCCUUCACCUACACGUCCUCCAUAACCUUAAGAAAUGUUAAUUUUGAAUGACUUAUUAGUCAAAUAUUUUUAUUUACUGUGAGGAACAAAAGACACGGCUUUUCAAUUGGCAGCUAUGGCUUAAGUCUCAAGCAAUAGAAUGUUCUACUUGACACGGAAAAUUCGUUUCAGUGACGUUUUGUUCCGCUUUUAAUUAACAUGUUUUUAUAUAUAUGCUUAAUAAGAGAGCUUCGUUUCGUUCCGCAAACUUGGCCCUCAAAAUAUUUGUCAGCCAAUAAACACUGAAGUUUUCCAAAUGGCUUCGGGGAUAGUAAGGUUAUAAAAUGGCCCUUGCAGAAGCGUUCUUGGACUGAUGGCUAAUUAACAUAGCAAAAAGGUAAUAAAGUGCGCAAGCCGUUAACUGUAAUUAUAACUAAGGGUUCUCUGACGCGACUUAUCUUGAUUCUAUAGCACUUUAUGCUUUUUCCCCCUAUCCAGCUUGCUAAGUAACUAAAAUACUGGGCUGCAUCUCCCGGGCUCGUUUACUGGGCACAUAAAAAUCAAACAAACACAUUGAUCUGGAGUAAAAAUGGCUGAGGGCAAAGGCCCAAAGCCGGUUUAAUCAUUAAUCAAAACUGAAUCAAUUAUUACCCAAAAUAUUUGAAUCUGGAAAAAAUAGCUUGCCCAGUAAAGGUGAGGGCUGAAAAAAAAACGCUAACAAAAUCAACUAUUAACUUGAGCUAAAACAAAGACAUGUGGCUGGAAUAAGGGGAGGAGGUGGGGUACAAACAAACGUGUCACUUGUGAAGAAAUCUGAAGUGAAUGACUCUGUGAAUUCUGUCACGAGUAUUAGACUCCACAAAAGGUGGGGGGUCAAUACAUUGCAAUACUCGCACCCCUUAACCAGGCCUGUCACGCAUCUUGCAUUGUCAUGCAACGCUCUCUACACGUGACUAACAUAUAUCAGCAAAUUAUCACAAUAAUAGAACAUUAAUAAUCGGGGAAAACAAGCAUAAAAAUCCUAUUCGCGAGCAAAUAUUUUCUUUGUGUUUCAGUAAAUACAAAAGAUUAACGAUUGGCUAAGUUAUUUGAACGUAAGUGCUAGAAUGAGAAUUUGUUCCUGUUCUAAACAAAAGAAGGUCACUGCAAUUUUCAAGGUCAUUAAACGCAAAACGGCGGCAUAGAGUAUUUAGCACCUGAGCCUUGGAGGCAAGUCUUUUCUUCUGUCGUUUAUUACUUUGUAGAUUUGCUAAAAACAGGAAAUAGGGCUUUAGUGCGGAACAAAACAUUCAUUAGUCUAUAAUUUGACCGUUUAUUAACAUUAUCGCACAGUUCACAAUGAUGAAACUGUAACAGGCGGGGAGAUUUUAAAGUCACAUGUCGCGUGCUUGUUGACGUACAAGUUCUCAGGUUAAUUAAGGCCUGGGUCACCUUGCCUUUAAACCAUAUUUUUCACAAAAUUGAGAAUAACUUAGCUAUUUUGCGAGGGAUUUUUCUCAUACUUGGCAGAAAUGUGUAUCACUAUCAUCUCUCUCGGACUGAAUUGUGGUAGCGUAAUAUGAUACUCUCAACAGCCAAAAACAGUUAAUUUAGGCGCCAAAUUCGUCGGUUGCUUUCUUGAGCAAAUUCCCACCACUAAACAUAAGGCAAAUGAAAAUGCAGUUAUCGCUAUGAAUAUUUGAGACGUUUUUCAUUGUUUUCCCACUUGGAAUGGCUGCCAAAAAAAAGAGAGAUGUGCUAGGCAGAUUAAAUCAAGUUUUGUCUCUGCGAAGCUGCUUCCUCUAUCAUGGUUUUCGCCCGAAAACAUCUUAGCCUUUACCUGGUUCCAACCGCUGUCAAUGAAAGUAAUCCUACAGGUUCCUAUUUAUUUGGAAAAAAGACAAAUUAAAACUGUUUAAGAGGUGGGAAUUUUGAAAACUCGCAGUCACGUAUUCAACUUAGUGUCCGCCAUUUUGACGCGCGAGUGUUCAGAAGCAAUUAAACUUACCUAACAACUGCUUUGGGGGAUUACUUUUGUAAAUAAAUUCAUCUGCUUCCAAAGCAUAUUCAAAAGCCUAAAUUUUGAUAGACACCAUAAGUAUACACAUCAUGAUAUGAUAGAGGAUUUAUCAAGCUAAAUUUAAUUUCAAAAUUGAAUGGUAUAUCCACAAUGAAACUUUUUUCUAUGCAUUUGUUACAAAACAUAGUACUUUUUUCUAUGCAUAAGUUACAAACAUUGUAAAACGCUAUUGAGCUCUAGAAAUGAGCGCUAUAUUAUAAAUUCAUGUUGCAUUGUAUUUGCAGCGAAGUCAAUGAGCAUGUUGAGAGCGGUGUUUAGAGGUCUUCGUAGGUUCAAAAGGGUUCUCUUUGGCUUUAAGAUAGCGAUAUCAUGCCAUUUUUUGAGGAAAUGAAGAUAGCAAAGAAAAUGUUAUUACCUUCUUCUGAUGUCUUCCUCUAAAUUGUCGGAUUCACCAGCGAAGAUGGGAAAAACCAAUGCAAAGCCGACACUUCAAAAUGGCGGAUGCCGUUCACGAACUACGCGAUCUUGAUUCCAAGUAACUAUAGUUACUCGCGCAGUCCACGCGAAUUCCGCGAACCUUAGUGGGGGGGCACUGGAGGCGAAAAUCAUUUUUGACCCAGGCCUUAAUUAACCUGAGUUGCCGUGUGUAACAACUUUUGCAGACCGUGGAUGACGGGAAACCCUGGCUCUCUCAUUUGAAAAGAAAUAUCAAAAGCCCCAUAAAAUUCAUUAACUGCGCCAUAUUUCCAGAAAAGAAGACUGGAAAAUGUUUUUUCCACUUUCCACCAUCAAGAAAUUCCACGAAGAAGUACUAUUUGUAGCGUGACUGCGUGAUUGUUUAUCUGUUUUUUCAAGGAAACACUUCAAGAAAGUUCUUAAACCUUCUGUUAUUUUAUUUGCCUAUUUUUUGACUGCAAUUAUCGUCUGCAUUUGCCAUUGUUUUCGCUGAAUGUAAUGACCUUUGCGUGCACGUGCAAGCCACUUGGUACACAGCUCUCUUUCGAGUUUCUUUGCUUGAUGUCGAACCCAGGUGUGUAGGUCUCGCUGAAAAGAUAUCUGCACGCUGCAUGUUGUCCAAUACACCCAAACCGCUACGAUUCGUCAAAGGCAGUUUGCGAAUCGUUCUGCCGGAAGUCGAUUCGUGGUUAAUCGAAAAUCUGAUAAACUAUCCCUCAUUAGAUGGAAACGCAUACCGGAAGUCAAUUUGCAAGACACUUCGAAAAUAUUCCGCAAGUAACUACCAAGGGUCGUUGAAAAUGUUGUCGAAUCGACUCGAUUCGACUCGAGUCGAACUACUCGUCUCAGUUGAUGUCGACCCGUCAUGCCGGAAGUUGAUUUGCAAGACACUUAGAAAAUAUUCCGCGAGACGAACCUCAACAUCGCCAAGCUCGGGAAAUAAAUAUAACAAACUCUCUGUUUCACAGACAAAAGCGUCGUCGCCAUCCAGCCUAUUCCGCUUCCCACCGACAAAUUCUUCUUUAUCUCCGCAGGCAUACUUCUUAACAACCGAUGUGAGACCAAAUAAGUUUAAAAAGCUCUUUCCUACAAAAUGAAGGACUGUGAAAAUACGAAAAAACCAACACGAUCUUCGUAAAAGCCAGCCAUAUUGCUGUCAGGUCGCACGUCUCCAAAGUUGUCGUUUUCAAAAAAAAAAACCACUUAGAAACGAGGUAAUCACAUGCCGAAUCCGUGCGAAUCGUGUCGAUUCGUCAACAUUGAAUACUCUAAUUUAACGCUUAAGUAUGUAUUGUCUUCUUUUGCGAAUCGACCUCCGGAGAGACGAUCGACUUUACAAAUGACGAGUCGUGUCGACCCGUACGAAUCGUGUCGAUUCGUCAACAGUUAAUGCCCUUGUUUAACGCUUUAGGAAGGAAGAAGGUUAAAUUUAAUAUUUAUAAUAUUCUGACAAUGGACUUCCGGCCGUUUCACGAUUUAAGAACGUGGAAGGUUAUGUUGUCAUUUUCUCUUUUCAUGCUACUUAUUUUCACUCAUUGCUCACGCCCCUUGACUUCCGGUACGUUAACACACGAUUCGACCUCCGCUGUGUGGAUUUGUCAACGACCGUAGACGAAUCGUAGCGGUUUGGGUGUAUUGAACAUGUAUGAUUUUGCUGGAAUUCUUUUGUCUGGAGAAAGAAACCAAAAGAGUAACUAAAAGAUACCUUUUUUUCAGCCUGCAGCCCUCCUGGAGAGUCCAUUAAUGCUGCUAGUGGUCACAUUUCCAGCCUCAAUUUUCCCAACAACUAUGACGCAAACAGGAUUUGUACCUGGAAUAUCACGGUACCCGGUGGGAAAAUCAUCAAACUGACCUUCUUGAAUUUUACCCUGGUAGCAGGUGAAAACGAUGACUGUGCUGGAGCGGCAGCAAAUAGUGCCCGAGUCUUCAUUACAAACGUUGCCUCUCAUGGAGGAAAUCCUAAUGAUUUGAAGAUCUGUGGUCAAAAGCUUCCCCCUCCUGUGUACUCUGAGGGAAAUUUCAUUCAAGUGAGAUUUGAAUCUCGCACCGGCCCUGUAAACAAAGGGUUCAAUGCAACCUUUGAGGCGAUAGAUGGAGAUUCACGUAAGAGCUUUAAUUUUCUUCUAUGGUAGUUUAUUAACCGGAAGUAUAGAAGUAUAUUGAGCAUGUACCCCUAUUAAACUGAGCGGGAAUUUUUUCGAGUGAUCAUGCAAAUAAUAAAGUAAGUAAUCUUUGAACAGCUAUAGGCUGUAGAAAAAAAAAAUGCAUAUAGUCAAGCCUUUUACUCCAACGCAAGCUGCUAUAUUUCACAAUCGUUAUAUUGAUUAAAGUAGGAAACCGCCAACAUACGGAAAAGGAGUUGUAGGCGGUAUUUGAAAUCAUUCAGUUGACCACAGUGGAUUGUAAACCUCGUCAAAAUUAGAACAGUUUCGGAGAAAAUGAAGCUUCGUUAAGAUUUUUCAUUUAGUAAAUUAAGUUUUUACAGUAAAUAAGAUGCAUUUUACUAAAGCUGGCAGUCUUUUUUCAGUGUGCCCAACAGAUGUGAUCCUCGAUGAAACAUCAGGUUCUUUCUCCUCUCCCUUUCAUCCAAGAAACUAUCCAUUCAACCAGACAUGUAGCUGGAAGAUUAAAGGGAAGCAAGGAUACCAUGUUGAGCUCUCAUUACCAGACUAUAAUAUUCAACGUUGUGGUGGCAUUGCUUGCUCGUGUGAUUAUAUGGAAGUCCAGAAUAGCUUCAGUGAUCAAGUGCCGCCUGGAAAACUAUGUGGUACACCAAGGUUUAUUCCUGUCAUAUUUUAUUCACUGCACGAAAGCCUGAGGGUGGUGUUUGUGUCCGAUGAUACAAGCAUGGAUUUCGACGGAUUUGAGGCAACUUACAGACUGUUGAACCACAGUCCUCCAAGUAAGUAGAGAGAACAACUUCGUGGGAUCUAAGGGUUCGCUGAGAGAAGAUGUUACAUGCAAUAAAUUCACCCAUACAAGAAAUGAUAAGGAGCUUAGUUAAUAAGAGUGGGGGCUCUCUCUGUUAUCAACUCAGGGUGAAUGCGAACAUCUGUGAUGUAUAGUGUAAGCGGUAACGUACUGGGAAGCCAUGUUAACCUAAAAAAUAAAGGUGGUAAGUUUCCAAAAAAAACUGUGGUGCUGCGUCGGUCGGAGAGUAUAACAAGAUAAUUUGGUGAGUUGAUAAUGUGAUGAGUUUCAAAUAUUCAUAUUCUUGCCUUGGGGCUACGUCCUUAUAAAUACCAUAUUGGAAUGUAUCAGCCUAAGGAGUAUAGUUUUGAGCCGUUUUGGUCUGUAUAGAUUUUGACCAUUGGUCGAAUCAACAGUUAUGUGAUAAGCAUUUUGACUAGAUGUUAUUUAUCACCUAUUGGAGAACAGAGGCAUAAAUGACUUCACCAUUUACAACAAUUUGCUUCGUCAUGGUAUCUGAAACAAUUAGAUUCCACGUUGCUGUCCGUCUGUUCAGGAAGAGAUACCCGAUGAUGUCACACUGAGUUCAUCAGUGACACUUGGCAGCGCCUCGCGUACCACUUUUUUGUUCUUACCACAUUUUGACGGCAUCUGUUAAAGAAACCAUAUAUCUAUCACCAAUCCAUGUUUAUUCUGGCCUGUUCCAAUCGUUCUAGUUAGUAAAACAGAGCGAAAUAGCCAAGGGCACGAUAGUAGCGGCGUAAUGAAAAAGAGAAUGGGGUUUGGGUCUGGUCGGGAAAUGAAGAAGUUGAUUUUACAACAUGACCCACCCCUCCCUCGUUUUUUCAGUCCUCUGCUACUCUCGCGCUGUUCAAUAUGGCACUGCGUUUUAUCAACUGAACGCUCGGAACAGCCUAUGCUUAUUCUCUCACACUCACAUGCUCCUUUUUCAUUGUUUACAGUUUGUCCCAGGGAAGCAAUUCCUCUCUCAGGCAGCGGGAAAAUAAGCAGCACAAACUACCCAAAGAGUAGCUACACUGCAUCCAGAGAUUGUACCUGGAACAUUACCGCGCCAGCUGAAAAAAUUGUAAAGUUUACGUUUACUGAUUUUGUCUUAAGUGAGUGUUCAGACAGUCAUUGUUCGGAUUCUUGUUCUUAUGUGGAGCUUUAUGAUGGUGGGUCAACAAGUUCGCCUUUGCUGGGGCGAUUUUGCCAGGGGUCGUCUUGGAAUGAGACUCAGUUGUCGAGUGGAAACCAAAUGUUUGUGAUGUUCCAUUCUGGACAAACAGUUGAUCGUGGAUUUGAAGCGAAAUAUGAAUCCACAACGACCGGUGGUGAGUACCCUGUGAAGUUUAUUCUGAAUAUCCUCUUUUAUAAUCAUCAAACAUUUUUCUUGCGCGAGUCUGGUCUUGAUGCGUUACGCUACCAACUAUGCCCCAACUUGCAUGUCAUUUCAUACUUCUAUAUUUUUAAGAGACAGACAGACUUUCGCCGCUCACCACGAUCACGCUGAGUUACCCUCGCCUUCUUCUGAAAGAAAACGUAUUUAACACUUCUCUUUCACGAGGGUCUCAAUGGGGUUAACCGUUAGCCGUAAAACGGCCAAAAACUUUACACGUUAGACGUAGAAAUUGACAGAUUUUUUAAAAGAAGAGUAGACAUAAAAUUCCAUUCCCUAAAAGCUGAAACUCUCUAUUGGGGCGACGUGUCUGAGUGCUUAGGGCGCUGGACUUGUAAUCUGGUAGUCUCGGACUCAAGUCCUCCGCCCUGCUACUCACUCGAUUGGUUUUCGGUUGCCCCGAGUAUAACCCCUCGGCUGCGCUGAGUAAAUAGCCAACUGGUCUUUUUUAAUUCCAGUUGGGGUCUUCAAGCACUUUAUACUUGUAGUGUAACAUUCACUCUGAAAAGCCCCGCGUGGACGAGCCAAUAAAGUAUGUGUGUAUGUAUGUAUGUAUGUAUGUAUUUAUGUAUAUGAGUACUUUUGCAGUUUACGCCAGAAAUUUAUACCUUCGUCGGAGGUCAUUAUCCUUUUAUUACAUAUUUUUUUAAGGUGUAGACCCCUGUUCAGAAUAUCCCUGUGCCAACGAUAGCACAUGCGUGGAUAAUGAAGACAGUACCUUUAAAUGCAUAUGUCCUCCCGGUGUCACCGGUGAUCGCUGCCAAGUCGGUGAGUAUUUCACUUGUUCAAGUUUGAAAUUCCACUUCCGAGAAUCUUACUCUUUUUUGAUGUGAGAAUUUUGACGUAGGCAAAGUGUUUCGUCACGCAUGAGAGGUUUCGUAAUCUACUCCGGUAUGUUUCAAUUCCAUUUGCUACCUUUUAACUUUUAUCCUUAUUUCUAAGGUUUAGACCCCUGUUCAGAAUAUCCCUGUGCCAGCAAUAGCACUUGCGUGGAUAAUGGAAACAAUACCUUCAAAUGCAUAUGUCCUCCCGGUGUCACUGGCGAUCUCUGCCAAGUCGGUGAGUAUUUCACUUGUUCAAGUUUGUUUGUUUGUUUUUUCUUAAGGAAUAUAUUUUCGAUAAAUGGCGAUUCCCGCUCAUCAUAUUCCUUGCCGAUAUAAUGAGAAAUUUGUUCUUGUGUGAAUGGCUUAAAUUUGUCUUUCAGAUAUUGAUGAGUGUCGGGAGAACAAGGACCACUGUCAAGAUAUCUGUGAGAAUACUAUGGGGAGUUACUACUGCUCUUGCUCAGAUCCAGAGUUAAGCGUUGCACGAGACAAGCGCCAUUGUAUUGGUGAGAAAUAAUCUAAUGGAGCAAUUUUCCAUAUAGUUUGAAUAAAAGGUUGUUAACAUGUUGUUUGAUCAUUUGGCAGAAACAGUGAAUGAUGAGCACUUUACAGGAUGGCCUCGAAGUAACAGUCUAUGGCGAUCGGCUUUCUGAUCUUUAAAUUUUGGUGUUCUUCUUGCCAAAUACGGGUUUAUCAUAAUUAACAUCCCUGUCAGAUUUUAAACGAAAGUUGUUCGUAUAUUUCAAAGUACAAGUUUUUCCUUCGUCUAGAGCCUUGAGCAAUUGCGCAGAUUACACGACUAUAACAUGACGGCGACGUGACCGUGAGGGAAAUGGCAAUAAAAAUCAUUUUGGGAGAGGGUGAGGGAAGUAAUCAAAAAGUCUCGUCUUUUUUAAGCACGGAGACUAUUUAUCAUUGGUGACCUAUUCUUGAGCAUUUUUGUUCUGUAAAUCAACUAUCCUUCGCAGCUACUUAAUGUCGCAGUCAGAUUUUGACAAUACAGGUUUCUAUUUUUGUAUUCUGUAUGUUGCCCUUAAGCGUUUAGCCAUAUUGGCAUCUUACCUCUACAGAGUCUUACAAUGAAAUCUGAUAUUUUAUUUCAACAGCCGCGGGAGUGGAAGUAGACUGUGGCCAAGACGAAAUGACUAUUACUCUACCCAAGUCUCUCCUCUUGGGUCUUGACCGUGAACACCUGAGACUAAUAGACGCGAACUGCACAGCCACUGAAAACAAGACUCACUUUUUCCUUCAUACCGAAACUGGAAAGUGUGGUACCAUUUUGAAGCAUAAUAAGGAUUACGUUAUAUACAGCAACAUGGUGUCCGAAAUACCUUUAGAAGAGAACAAGAUUGUGACACGCUUGCGCCAGGCUAUGAUCCCCUUCCACUGCUUUUACUCCAAUUGGGGUGCGGUGUCCUCCAUUGGAAUCAGGCCAUCAGGCAAGAAGAUCGUUUUUUCUUCCAGGGGAUUUGGAAAGUUUACUCUCAGUUUGGAUUUGUUCCGAAGUUCUCAGUAAGACAAAUCUAUACAAUCAUGAAUAUGGUCUAUUCCAUUUCCUACUAUGCAAAUUGUAUAUUAUCGCACUUGACUGGGUCAUUUUCUAGAUAUGAGGUCGAACACAAAGCCUUUCUUGAGGAAAUAGUUGUAUUUGUGUGGGAAAAAGAUAACUUUAUGUUAGAGGCAUGACACUGUGUGACUGUUGUUUCGAAAAAAAAGAUAAGAUUUUGAUUCCGAUGUAAUGCGUUUUCGAUCUUAACCAACAUAAUUUUUGCAAUUGCGCAGUUCCUUCAAGGAAAUUUGCGAGUGCUGAAAAGAUUGUCGAAAUUAAUUUUUAGCUCCAAAAGAAGUCUAUCAAAUUACGAUUUUCAAAUUAUUGCGCGUAGCUUAUUCAAAAUUUAAAAUGAUACAAUUACUGAAAAUUUAAGGGUUGUCGUCUCUUGAUUUGCCCUUAUAAUCACCACAAAGCCAAGAUGUUAGAAAGAUGCUGAUGAGUGCGAUCCGAUUUUUCGACUGACACUUUUGAAACCAAAAUGUGCUUAAAAGGAUUUUAAUAAUGAUACAAAGUGGCGACCGAGAGGACGUUUUAACACCAGAAAGGCCCAUUUCGGUAACAUGGAUUUUAGCAUAAAAUUAUUACUAACUUUUCUGAGUUUGUACACCGCUUUUCUUCAAGAAAAUUACUUGUUCAUGUCGAAUAGACGCAAGCCUCAAGAAGUAAGGUCUAAUUGUAUUUCAACUCUUUCCUUCCAUCAGAUUCAUUGCUCCCUUCUCUCAGGAUGACUUCCCUGUUGAAUUCACAAUCCGUGAACGAGUGUACUUUGAAACCCGUGUCGACAGCGAGGACUCAACAUUGUCAAUCUUAGCCCUGAACUGCUAUGCCACUCCCUAUCAGGACAGGAAUUCUCAGCCCAGAUAUGAUAUUAUUAAAGACGGGUAGGUAACUCUCAUUACGUUUUUUGCUCCAUGACUUAAACGAGGUGUUCAAGUUUUGCCUCAAAAAAAUCCAAUGCCAAUUGAAAGUUGAAGGCGAGGGAAUAACAAAUUUUUCAUGUCAUGAAAACUUGAGGAUAAGGAGAAUAACUGUUUUCUUGUAACCUCGAGGGUUUUCUUAUGCAACUACUCUUUUUUAACCAUGUUUUUCUUUAGAAAUAUUCGGUGUUUAGCCAGGCAUAUUAAAAAAUUUUGUGAAAAAGAAAAAAGUUGACAUUGGCAAAAAAAUAUAUUGUUCUGGGCAAAGAUAUAAAUGCAAAAUGUCUGACGGUGUUCUGUUUGGUAUAUUGUUACACUUUAAAACAUUCCUUGGAGGUUUAGUUUUAUCACACAUCGUGGACAUAAAUAAUAUACCAAGCAGGACGCCGUUAGCCAUUUUGCAUUUUUAUCUUUGCUGAAGAAGGCAACAGUAGUAGCCGAAACGUCCAGAACAAUAUAUUUUUUAGCCAGUAUCAACAUUUUUGAUUCUUUUUACCAAAAUAUUUUUCUUUCUUUCUUCCAAAUCAACUUCAAUAGUUUCGUUGAAGAGCCAAAAUAUUCCCAUCUCAUUUUAUUAAAUAAAGUAUUCAUUGAUUGAUUGAAACUAAUUACAGGGCAUGCAUCUCUCCAAUCACUCGAGCUUUUAUCCCAAGAGACAGUCAAAACUACGGUGGCCUCUGACUACCAUUAUAAAUGAAAGAAAAAAAAGUGGAUAUUUCUGUUUAAGUUAUAACAAAGGAUCCAAAGUUACCUUUGUGAACUUUGGAUGCGUAGCUCUAACUUUGGAUUCGUGGUUUUAAGGUUGGAUUCUUAGCUACAACUUUAACACCACUAUUCACUCAGUUACAAGUCACGGAACCAAAACCUCACCUCACCAGUAAUUAAUAAAUAAAUACGUUAAAAGUUUGUCUAGCAAGGGUGAUUCGUGAGAGUGUUUUUGAUAAACUUGUAACCGACAAACUUUACAGAACUGCUCUUAUUUUCUCACUUUCUGCAGGUGCUCGGUCGACAAUGAUGACACACUUCAAUUCCAUGACAGUCCCGACAACCAGUCUCAGCGCUGGAGCCUGGAGGCCUUCCAAUACGUCGGGAGGGACACGUUUGUGUUUUUCCAUUGCGAGGUCCAAAUUUGUGACGCCGCAGAUCCUGCCUCAAGAUGUGCUCAAGGCUGCGUACAGCGAAGACGACGAAGCGAGGGGGUUCUUCAUGACAACCCGGGUAACAAAUACGCUCUGGCUCAAGGUCCUAUCGCACUGAACCGCGAGAAAAGAGAGGCGGAAGCGGUUGCAUUGGAUGAGAGUAAGCCCAAAGUCAAUACAGGCAAGUAAUUGAAGUAAAUGUAUUAAAAUAUUUGGCAAUGCUAACAGCAAGAUGCAGAAAUAUCUGAACGGAUGUUCAAGACAUAUCUUAAUUCCAGACAAAAAAAUUACUUGGUAGAUGGUUUUGACUCAGGAGUGAGAAUCGAUACCGCUGUAGCCUGAUCAUCAGUCCGCCCUGAAAACGAAAGCCGUCAGUAAAAAUGGAGGACUUUUCAACAAUGUGAAUGAAAGUGAUAGGAUUCUCUUUUGCUUAGGGAGUCGAAACUUGACUCAUUGCCAAGCACAACCUUCUAUUGCAGGGCCACUCUCACACUUAUGAUCAGACCACACAAGCAGCAGAAAAUGAUUCUACCGCAGUCUCAGUAUAAACAAACAAGUGCUACACUAAAAUGUAUUCAAAGAAUGACUUGAGUGAGAUGACUUGGUAACUUAACUUCAUUCCCAACGUCACUAUUCCAUAACCUAGCAACUCCUCAUAAACGACUAGUUUAUCGCAUCUACAGACCUACUGGACGACCAAACCAAGGGCACAUAUCGGAACUGACCGACCAAAACUUGCGAACGCGGUUUCAACCCCUUGGCUGGUAGAAAAAACAAACCACGCAACAAAGGAUUAAUUAGUUUCGUAGUAUCAACUUAAUAACAUUGCCACGUUUCACAGGUGUAUCUCACCAUGUUUCAGGUCCCUCCUCGGAUGAUAUGACAUGAUUAAACUAAGCUCGAUUUUCUUACUUUUCCUUUAUCAGGUUUCAACGUGCCUGUUGUUUCCUCGUUGGGUGUGUUCAUUGGAUUUUGCAUUGUGGGAAUGGCAUGGCUCAAGAUAACUUCGGAUAGAAAGAGAGUCGCAAAGCAGUUCAUACCGCUUUACGAGGACCUGCAAAAGUGAUAACUUCAUAGAAGAUUUUCUGACCACUUUUGCUGAGCGUAGAUGUUUAAAAAAGUCUUAACGCAAUUCUGGAUAUCGUGUUCAAUGAUAUCUAAAUCGGAGAUCACAUCCUCAUUGCUGUUUGACUACAAUGUCUUAGAAAAGUUACGUUUUCAACUGUCGAUAUCGCAUAAUCAAGUGCACGUCUUCAACUGAAUUUUCCAUUCACCAGGCCGUUUGUUAACAAUUAAAUUUGCAAUUUUUCGCUUCUUUUAAUGUUUAAUCUGAGCAUAAUCGUGAUUAACUAUUUUUGUAACAAAAUCAAAAAACAUUUUUUACAUGCUAAAGCUUGGACUGACGAUCUUUAAGUCGUCGUUACUUUAAAACGUCAUUUACAACGGCUUAUUUUCAAUUCAAUGCACUUUUCCCACCUUCUUGAACCCUCAGUCAGUCUGAUUAUAGCCCCCAGUGGCUAUCAUCUCUCGUUGGUAUA
Pocillopora meandrina is the source of this 16321-nucleotide messenger RNA. The record is from the annotation of a GenBank genome assembly. NCBI's taxonomy places the organism in Eukaryota, Metazoa, Cnidaria, Anthozoa, Scleractinia, Pocilloporidae.